AUGCGCACGCAAUCGGUUCCCUUAAUAAAUCGGCAAUAUCUCGACUCGAUGGGCCACGGUUUGGCUAACGCGAUCAAAGACUACCCAGGGGGUGGCGUCCGUCUCCAAAACGGCAAAGGAAAAGACGCUGAUAUAGCAUUUGGCCCAAAGAGGCGAGCAGUAGGAGAGCGAGGGAGCGGAAAUGAAACAAGGUACACCGUUGUCGCCGAGAUCGCCAUCUCCGAGACGGAAACAAAGCUGAAGCGAGACGUUGAUUUCUGGUUGAACCCCCUUUCUGGGAACGCAAACCUGGUCAUAACGAUAAAGGCAAACAGACAAAUUCCCAAUAUCAAGAUCAACACCUGGCAACGGGUGAAUGAACGAGCGCACUGCACUCAAACUGUGUCGGUAACGAAGACCAUGGGUGGCAGUGUCAACGUGACCGGCCCCCUGCGCAUUCUAUUUGAUGCGCUAUUUGACAGAGCGUCUUCAGUUCCUGCGGAAAGGGACGUGUUCCUUUCUAGGGCACACCUUCAGUCUAUCGCAGAGGACAUUUGGGAGGACCAGGGCAUCUAG
Molecule: messenger RNA, 555 nt
Organism: Penicillium egyptiacum
Lineage: Eukaryota; Fungi; Ascomycota; Eurotiomycetes; Eurotiales; Aspergillaceae
Source: the annotation of a GenBank genome assembly